UUAAAAUCAGACAGGAACGGAAAAGCUCGUCCUGGUGUAGAGCUAUAGUCAGUUAGUCCUACUCAGAGUAGACCAGUGGUAAUUAAUGGACAGGGCAGUCUUUGGUCCAGUAAUUUCUAUAGCUAUGCUCUGAGUGGGAUUGACAUUGGAUGACACCCAUAGUUUUUUAAUCCCCAUGUGUCAGUUUAUAUAUUUAUACCCUGGUCCAGAGUCACCCAGUGAAUUUCAUGGCUGAGCAGGGUUUCCAGCCGGUCUGCAACAUUACUUAGUUGAGAUCUUAUCUAAGCCACUACGGCCAUGUAACUACGUGACCCAAAAUUAUGAAAUUGGUCCCCAAAUCCAGAAUCCCCAAAUUUGGAUUCUGAAAAAGUUAAAAGACCACUGUUUUAACUGCUAGAUCUCUCACAAUUGGUGAUAGGGUGAAUUGAUUUUCUGGCAGCAGGGCCAGAAACGAGACAAUGCAUUUACCUGUUUGUAUGAGUUAAUGCAUCGCUUUCUCAAUCCAGACCGUCCGCGGCUGGAAAAGGUUGCUGCCCCCUGAGUUAAUGAAAGCUAGAACUUUGAAGGAGGUGGUUAAACCUUUUGUUCAUGCCUUAUAGUUCUCAUGGUAUGGGUGGUCUGUUUUAGAUCCUGCAAACAACCCUUUACCUUUCAGAAAGGGAGGAUCUUGCAGCCUCUUGCUGCUGCAGAUCAUUCUGCGGCAGCAUAGCAGGACUGUGUCAUAUCAAUGUUGAGCUGUUAGGCUAGUUCAUUUUAUGUGUAGGUCUCCAGUCUGGUUUAAGGCUUUGUUGAGGCCUCCUUCCCUUGGUCUUUUUUCCCACCUAUGAGAAGCAUUUGUUUUUCUGAGCGUGGAUAGGAUGAUUACAGAAUUCUCCAAGGCAUCUGGUUGGCCACUCUCAGAAUGGGAUGCUGGACUAGAUGGGCCCCCUUUGACCAGGUCUAGUACCUGGGCUGCUUGUGCUAAAGCCUCCUUUACCUUUCCAGGUGUGUUUGCUGCCACUGAAUGAUGUGAGCCCAGUAGAUAGGGAGAAGCCUAAACUGAUUUUGGAAAAUCUGGAUGGGUAAUCUGUUAAAACCAUCAGACAGCAGCCGAUGAUGAGCUCUUAAUUUUCUGACACCUCGUAUGAAAACUGGUUGCAGUUUACUGAUUACGAGCACGAGCUGAGGCUUAAAAGCUGGUUUCAGAGAGAGACCUUCCUUGCUCCUGUCUAUUUAGAAAACAAAAUGUAUUACUGGCACUUAAUUCAUUCUUAUUCUUAUUUUAAUUUACUUCAGGAAGCACAUGGGAGAAGAGAAGAAGACUAUGUUGGGAGCAGAAGUGAUCAAGCAGGACACUGGGUUGUGCCAGGCCUUUGUGGAAGCACAAGGGAGAAGAGAAGAGACGUAUGUUGGGAGCAGAAGUGAUCAAGCAGCAUACUGGGUUAUGCCAGGCCUUUGUGAAAAAUGGUCAGCAAACAGAAUACUGUAUGUGGAGUGCCAAUAGGUUGGCACAAACCUAAUUCAGAUUGAAGAAGCUUCAUCGUUAAAAAUUAUUUGUCUGUCAGUACUGCUGCUGCUACUACUGUCUUAACCAGUGGGAAACCACCUACAAUGGCUUCUAACCAGAGAACAAGUCUUGAGACAUCUGCUCACGUGAGCGAUCUAAUUGGAACUGGCAGAGAAUUGUUGCCCGCUGAACUCCCAACUCUGCGAGAUGUUAUGAGGUUAUAUGUAACUCAGCGUCGCCGUACUUUGGAUUGUCCUGAAUACCACCAUUUGGUAGCCAAGCCCAAAACCAAAAGUGCCGUUUGGGUGCAUUUUGGCUUGCCUGCUGAUGAAAGUGACCGUGUGGUGAUUGAUAAUGUCGCCAUUUGUAAGAUAUGUUUGCAUUCGGUAUCUGCGAAAGGCGGAAACACCUCAAAUCUAAGUAGCCAUCUCAAGUUUCACCACCCACAGAAAUUUAGGGAGUUGGCUUCUUCAUCAAGAGACAUUUCCAUCGAUUCGUGUAAUAAAGCUGAUGAUCCUCCAGCUGCAACAACGGUUAGUGCUUCUGAGCCUGCAGUAACGGUUGCAGAAAAUCCUAAAAAACGGCUGAAAACAGCAUUGGAUGUUCAGCCGCUCAAUUCGAAGGCGCCAAAAUCUUGUACUCAGGCAAUCGUAGAAUACGUGGCUACAUGCCUGCAGUCUUAUGACACAGUGGACCACCCAAAAUUUAUCCAGAUGGUUAACACUCUAAACCCAAGAUAUAAGUUGCCCAGCAGAAAAUUCUUUGCAACCAAAGGAGUUCCAAAACUGUAUAAUGACACUCUGGAGAAAAUGAAGAGAGAAGUAAGUCAGAUAAAGGAGACUGAACUGGUCAUCACUACUGAUUGCUGGACAUCAGUAGCAGGCACUCAAUUUCUGGCAGUGACUGUACAUUUCAUAUCAGAUGAGUGGAAGUUGACGAAUGCUUUCUUGGGCUGUAAACAUAUUUUGAAGGACCACAACUCCGAUAAUCUCUGUGAAAUGCUCACAGACACAUUAUCGGAAUGGGGCAUAGAUGUAAAGAAUAUAUUUUGCAGUACAACUGAUAAUGGUACAAAUAUUCUAAAAGUAGUUAGGCAGCUUGGUUUAGAGCACAUUUCCUGCUUUGCCCACAACAUAACUGUUGGGGUUAACCGAGCUUUAAACUUGACACAGCUGAAAAAGGCAGUUACAAGACUGAAAAACCUGCAAAAUAGCAUCAGCCAUAGUUGGAAAAUGAGAAGAGACUUUGCCAGAUCUCAAGAGAUACUUCAGAUGGAGAAAGUUAGUUUGCCAAGUGCUUGUCCCACAAUGUGGUGGAGCACAUUUAAGCUCUGCCAAACGUUUCUUGAAAACAAAUGUGCAUUAAGUGAGAUGUUUCUGGGCUAUCCCUCCAAAAACCAUUUGAUGUUGGAAGAGUGCGAUAUCUCUGCUAUACAAGACUUUGUGUCUGCAACUACUGUGUUAGAGGACAUCACCACGACUGGAAGCAAUGAUAACACUGCUUCAUCUGUUCUGCCAUUUUAUAAAAAAAUUAAGAAAAGUCUCCAGCCUGAUGAGGGAGACGGUGUGCUGCUGCAGGACAUUAAACGUGAAAUUUUGGGUGCACUGUCAGAAAAGUACGAAAGUGCACCUAUGACGACCACUUUAGGUCUAGCUUCGUUGUGCGACCCAAGGUUUCGCCUGCGUUACUUGGAGGCUCCUGAGGCUGUCAGGCAGGAGGCCAUAAAGAAGAUGGCAGACUUGCAUGGGAGUCUGUGUGUUGCUUCUACGGAGCCCAAUACUCCGCCUGCUCUGCCAAAAAAAGGGCUGGCAAAAAUUUUUGAUUUAGAGGAGGAAGAGGAGGACCUGGCAGAAGAUGGAUUAGCACCGUUGUCUGUACUGAAAGCAGAAAAAGAGCUAAGAAGCUAUAUGGCUAUGCCAAGAGUGGACUUCGAUGAAAGCCCUCUGAUAUGGUGGAAGGCACAUGAGGCGUCCUUCCCAAUGUUGAAGGUGCUUGCAAAGAGGUUUCUGGCUAUCCCAGGAACAAGUGUCCCAUGUGAAAGUGUUUCCAGCACAGCUGGCAAUGUUCUUCAAAGACAAAGGGCAUCUCUAUUGCCGGAGAAUGCUGAAAUGCAAAUUUUCCUGGCAAAAAAUGUAAAUUUUGUUUAAUACAUUUUCAUUUAUAAAUAGUUAUCUGUUCUUUCUAGUGUUGCCUGGCUUAGCUUAUAAAAGAAAUGCAAGUUUUUCUCGCAAAAAUUUGUAAAUUUUGUAAAAUAAAAUGUUCGGUAAAAAAAAUCAAUUUUUGACAUCGCAUUGCAAGGGUAAAAAAUUUCUUUGCUCUGGAUUCAGCUGCCCUGCAGAUGCUGGUUGCAAAUAGGAAGUUCAUAUUAAGUGUGCGUGCACCCUAAGGAAAUGAAGAUCUGUGUGAAGGAACUUGCUUUCAUUGGUGUUCAGAGACUUGUUCUAUUGGAAUGUGAUAAACAUUUUGAAUGUCAAAACGCCGUGGUAAAGAGGAGCAUUACAGUGUAUGUAGGUGCCAGGUGCAUCUUUCUGGGGAGGGAGUUCCAAAACUUUGUCACCUGGAAGCUGCCCUUCAUAUGCCACACAUUAGGUUCUUUAGGUGAUGGAACUACCAGGACUUACACCCACAAAGGUCUUUUAGAAAGGAGGCAUACUUUCAGAUCAGCAAAUAGGGAAAUGCAAGUUCUUGUAGGGAGAGUUUUGGUUUUACUUUCCAAAGGCUUUUGAGAACAGAAAACAACGUUUUAAAAAAAGUAUUUUAUUAAGAGGAACAUUGAGGUGGGGGGAGAUAGAAAGCUAUAAACAAGAGGCAGCAUUUUCUUACUACAUUGAUAACACUGUUUUGAGGGUGCUUGGGAACUGGGCAGACCUCUCUUGCUAGGUGGCAGUAAAAGCCAGUCUAUGUAGGAGGCAGACCCAAGUCCCUGCAAAGAGGCAGAGUUUUUAAGUCCAUGCUUCUCUUGCAAAGUGGAGGCCGUAGAAGCCAAGCUGCAGAAUUGUGCAAAGGAGUGUUUGGACCGAGAGCCAGCAGCAGGCAGUCCAGUUGCUUUCCUAAGGUACAGGGUUGGGGGGGGGGAAUUAAACUGGCCCAAUUCACAUAACUAUGUGGCUGGUUUCCUCUGCGAUGCGGCAACCCUUGAAGCUUUUAAGAGAGCUUUGAGCAUGCAAACCGGCUCUGAGGCAAGGUGGUCUUCCUUA
Molecule: messenger RNA, 4683 nt
Organism: Zootoca vivipara (common lizard)
Lineage: Eukaryota; Metazoa; Chordata; Lepidosauria; Squamata; Lacertidae
Source: RefSeq, a predicted model, not a curated record